This is a messenger RNA of Procambarus clarkii (red swamp crayfish), 665 nucleotides long. NCBI's taxonomy places the organism in Eukaryota, Metazoa, Arthropoda, Malacostraca, Decapoda, Cambaridae. The record is from RefSeq and is a predicted model, not a curated record.
GUGGUGCGGGGAGCGGCGUAUAUAAGUCUUAGACAAAACACAUUGAGACAGUCAUCAGCCGUAGUCACCAAACAAUUCACUUCUAAUAUAAAAACUUGAUACAUUUAUUCAACAAGAUGCAUAUCUCGUGGUUUGUAGGAGUGGCGCUGAUGGUGGUGGCUGUAACAGAGGCUCUCCCUCUUACCGUCGACGCCUAUAACUCAGAGAAAGCAAGUACUGGAUCCAAGACACUUGAAGCAGUAAAGGAGUUCUUCAACCCAAUGACCGACUAUCUGCAUAAGUUGCCAAGUAAGACACCCGCAAAAGUUGCCACGGAAAUCAAGGAAAAGGUUACAAACAUGAAGCAGUGGGUUGAGGAAACCAAGGCAGUGAAGGAUCUUACAAGCUCUCUCGCACCAGUCAAAGCCUGGCUCAAGGAAAAGACCGCUAUAAUGCAUGAGAAGGCCACUGCCCUGCAGCAUACCACCUUCCAGCAGAUGCACGACCACAUGAAGGAGCAGGUAACCAGCUUGGACCACAAGAUUGCAACCUGGAUCAAGGAGCACAUUCCCAAACACUAAAGCACUCAUACCACCGCUGUGAUCAACCCCGCCAUUACAUUCCGUCUAUGUUAUAUGACCCUCUGCCCAUAACUCCUCCACCUCUUACUUCUCAUUACUCUAAUU